AUGAUGCUCUGCUCAACUAAAUGCAGCGAACUAGUUUUCUUCAUAAAUGGGAAAAGGAUAACAGAAAAGAAUCCCGACCCUGAGGAGAUGCUCCUUGGUUACCUCAGAAGGAAAGUUGGUCUCACAGGGACUAAGUAUGGCUGUGGUGGGGGAGGAUGCGGUGCCUGUACAGCGAUGCUGUCUAAAUAUGAGCCAAUCCUGGACAGAGUACUUCACUACACAGUGAACACUUGCCUGCAGCCCAUAUGUGCCCUGCAUGGCACAUCCGUGGUGACUGUGGAAGGCAUUGGCAGCACCAAGACCAAACUUCACCCUGUGCAGGAACGCAUAGCAAAGGCUCAUGGUUCUCAGUGUGGCUUCUGCACCCCUGGUAUGGUGAUGUCCAUGUACACUCUACUGAGGAACAAGCCCCAGCCCGACAUGGAAGACAUCAGGGAGGCCUUAGGAGGGAACCUUUGUCGUUGCACAGGCUACCGGCCCAUCAUCGAUGGGUUCAAGACAUUCUGUGGCGCCACGGACUGCUGUCAGAAUGGUGAUGGUGAUGACAGCUGUUGUAAGAGUAAUGGCAGCUAUUGCUCUAAUCAAUCCAAAGAUAUGUCUGACGAGCUCUGUGACAUGCGUAACUCGUUACCACUGGACCCGACUCAGGACCUCAUAUUUCCACCUGAACUUCUGUUGAUGAGGAAAAAUCAAGAGAGCAGCCGCUUGUAUUUCAAAGGAGAAAGAGUGAAGUGGAUUUCAGUGGAAGACUUGGAAGAUCUGCUGGAACUGAAGGCGGAAUAUCCUGAUGCCAGACUGGUUGUUGGAAACACCACUGUGGGACCACAGAUGAUGCUGAAAGACGUGCACCACCCAUUGAUUAUCUAUGCUGGAGGCCUGUCAGAGCUGAGCAGAAUUAAGUGGACCGACCAUGGUCUGACUGUAGGUGCGGCAUGCAGUCUCUCCCUGCUGAAGGAGACUCUUGAGGCAGCUGUACGCCGUCUGGAGCCAGAGAAGGCCAGGGUGUACCAGGCCUUAGUGGCCACUCUGCGCUGCCUGGCAGGGAAACAGAUCCGCAACAUGGCCACUCUCGGGGGAAACAUCCUCAGUGCCAAUCCCAAAUAUGAUUUGAACAGCAUCCUGGCGGCAGCAGGAUGCAUUCUCCACGUCAUCUCGAAAGAUGGGAAAAGGGACAUUCCACUGGAUGAAGACUUCUUCACUGGGUUUGGCAAGACGGUUCUAAAGCCCAGUGAGGUCCUUCAUGCUGUUGACAUUCCCAUCAGUAGACCUUGGGAGUUUGUGUGGGCCUACCGCCAGGCGCUGCGGAGGGAGUUUGCCUUCUCUAUUGUCAACGCUGGCAUGAGAGUGACCCUGAGGGAGGGCACCGAUGAGGUGGAGUCCCUGCAAGUGUUUUACGGAGGGGUGGCACCCACGCUGCUCAAGGCCAGACGCACCUGCAAAGAGCUCACCGGACGGCCCUGGAGGGAGGAGCUGCUGGAGGACGCCUGCAGGCUGCUGCAGGAGGAGGUUGACCUGUCCCAGGGAGCCAAUGGGGGGAAAGAGGAGUACCGCAAGACCCUGGUGCUAAGCUUCUUCUUCAAGUUCUACAUGCAGGUCCUACUGGAGCUGAGGGAGAAGCUAGUUACUGAUGCCCAGUCCUCCAAGGACCCAGUUGGACGUCCCAGAAUGCACCAGGCUUCAUUCCAGCAGGCUACGGGAGAAGCGCAGUACUACGAUGACAUACCACCUGUCAGAGGGGAGCUAUUUGUUUCUAUGGUGACCAGCACAAGAGCUCAUGCCAAGAUUCUUUCCAUUGAUGCCUCAGAGGCUGUUGCCAUGCCGGGGGUGGUCACCUUCAUCUCCUCUGGUGACGUCCCUGGUCAGAACCGAAGGCUGUGGUUCAACAAUAUCGAAGAAUUGUUUGCUGAAGAAGAGGUGAUCUGUGUGGGUCAGAUCAUCGGCGCUGUGGUGGCACAGACUAGAGAGCAGGCCAAGAGGGCAGCAGGGAGGGUCAAGGUGACCUAUGAGGACCUGCUCCCACUGUUCUUUACCAUAGAGGAGGCCAUAGAACAUCAGUCCUUCUUCAACCCCAAGAGGAAGCUGGAGAGAGGCGAUGUGGAUAAAGCCUUUGAGGAAGUGGACUGCGUCUUAGAAGGGGAGUUGUACAUGGGGGGUCAGGAGCACUUCUACAUGGAGACCCAGGGGGUGAUCGCUGUUCCCAGGGCUGAGGCGGGGGAGAUGGACCUCUUUGUGGCCAGCCAGCAUGCCGCCUUCACUCAGGAAGUGGUGGGCAUGACCCUCGGUAUUGAUUCCAAUAAGAUCACCUGUCAUGUGAAGAGGCUUGGAGGAGGCUUUGGGGGGAAAGUCAUGAAGAUCGCUGCCCUGUCAGCCAUCACAGCCACUGCUGCACACAAGACUGGUCAAGCAGUUAGAUGUGUUUUAGAUCGUAGUGAUGACAUGCUGAUCACAAGCGGAAGACAUCCGUUCCUGGGGAAGUAUAAGGUUGGCUUCAUGAGGGAUGGGACAGUUCUGGCUGUGGACAUGAUUUACUAUAGCAACGGGGGAUGCACACUGGACGAGUCCUCAUUUAUCAUGGAGAAAGCUCUCCUCCACAUGGACAACGGCUAUGGGAUUCCUCACCUGCGUGGCCGAGGCCUGGUGUGUAAGACCUACCUGCCGUCUUACACCGCCUUCCGGGGCUUCGGGGGUCCCCAGGGCCUGACCAUGAUAGAGAGCGUCCUGCAAGAGGUGGCCACGUGCUGUGGACUGCCUGCGGAGAGGGUUAGGCAGCUGAACAUGUACAGAGACAAGGAGUCCAUCACCCAUCACAAGCAGCUCUUCUCCCCGCGCGACAUGCUGCGCUGCUGGGACCAGUGCCUGGAGAAGGCCCAGUACCACGCCCGGAGGCAGGCCAUCCAGCUAUUCAAUGCCCACAACCACUGGAAGAAGAGGGGCAUCUGCGCUGUGCCACUAAAGUUUGGCAUCGGCUUCUCCAAGGGCUUCUAUAACCAGGGUGCGGCCCUGGUGAACAUCUACAAAGAUGGCUCCGUACUGGUGUCUCACGGAGGGACAGAGAUGGGACAGGGCAUCAACACCAAAGCCAUGCAGAUUGCAAGCCGCAUCUUGAAGGUGCCCAUGUCCCUGAUCCACAUAAAGGAGACCUGCACGGGCAACGUCCCCAAUGCCGCCCCCUCCGCCGCCUCUUUUGGCACUGACGCAGUAGGCAUGGCCGUCAAGGACGCUUGUGAGAAAUUAAUGAAUCGCCUGGAACCAGUGAUGCAAAAACAUCCAAGCUACACCUGGCCUCAGACGGUUGUCGAGGCAUACUGCCAGAAGAUUAGCCUGUCUACCACUGGCUUCUUCAUGGGACCCCACACUAAUGUGGACUGGGAGAGCGGGGAGGGCAACGCCUACUACUACUUCACUUUCGGGGCCUGCUGCUCGGAAGUGGAGAUUGAUUGCCUGACAGGAGACCAUAAAAACAUUAGGACUGAUAUUGUGAUGGAUGUUGGAAUGAGCCUGAACCCGGCUUUGGAUAUCGGACAGAUUGAGGGAGGCUUUGUGCAGGGCGUCGGCCUCUACACCAUCGAGGAGCUCCAGUUCUCUCCUGAGGGGGUGCUGAUGACCCGCGGGCCGUCUCAGUACAAAAUCCCAGCCCUCUGUGACGUCCCUCCCCAGCUCAACGUCCACCUGCUGCCCGACUCUCACAACCCCCACGCAAUCUACUCCUCCAAGGGGAUCGGCGAGCCUCCCGUGUUCUUCGGCUGCACCGUCUUCUUUGCGGUGAAGGAGGCCAUCGCAGCGGCCCGCCGAGAGCGAGGCCUGAGUGACAGCUUCCCUCUGAGCUCGCCCGCCACCGCAGAGAAGAUCCGCAUGGCCUGCGAGGACCAGUUCACUAAGAUGGUAUGA
Molecule: messenger RNA, 3888 nt
Organism: Clupea harengus (Atlantic herring)
Lineage: Eukaryota; Metazoa; Chordata; Actinopteri; Clupeiformes; Clupeidae
Gene: aox5
Product: aldehyde oxidase 5
Exons: 33
Coding region: 1-3888 (1295 amino acids)
Molecular function (GO): iron ion binding; FAD binding; 2 iron, 2 sulfur cluster binding
Source: RefSeq, a predicted model, not a curated record